Messenger RNA from Erpetoichthys calabaricus (reedfish), 2499 nucleotides. RefSeq names its product heat shock cognate 70 (gene hsc70). NCBI's taxonomy places the organism in Eukaryota, Metazoa, Chordata, Cladistia, Polypteriformes, Polypteridae. The transcript is spliced from 9 exons. Gene Ontology annotation, molecular function: heat shock protein binding; ATP-dependent protein folding chaperone; misfolded protein binding. The coding region runs from base 169 to 2109 and encodes 646 amino acids. The record is from RefSeq and is a predicted model, not a curated record. Gene Ontology annotation, cellular component: cytoplasm; cytosol; nucleus. Gene Ontology annotation, biological process: protein refolding; cellular response to unfolded protein; vesicle-mediated transport.
CAGCAGUGGGUGCAGAACUUUCGGGAGUUUGACAGAAUCCCUCUGCACACUUAUAUAUACAGACUGCGUCAACGACUUUGGGCUUAUCAAUAGCAGGCACAGCACCCACAGGAGCUCGGCCAACUGGGGACGAAGAGUCUGCAACUCCACACUCACUGAGCAACUAAGAUGUCUAAGGGACCUGCUGUAGGCAUCGAUCUUGGGACCACCUAUUCCUGUGUGGGAAUUUUCCAGCAUGGCAAAGUGGAGAUCAUUGCCAAUGACCAGGGUAACAGGACCACACCGAGCUACGUGGCAUUCACUGAUACUGAGAGGCUCAUUGGAGAUGCUGCCAAGAAUCAGGUGGCCAUGAACCCUUCCAACACUGUGUUUGAUGCCAAGCGGCUGAUUGGUCGGCGGUUUGAUGACCAGGUGGUACAGUCAGAUAUGAAGCACUGGCCCUUUAAAGUGAUCAAUGAUUGCGGCCGGCCCAAAAUGCAGGUUGAGUACAAGGGGGAGAUGAAGACUUUCUACCCUGAGGAAGUGUCUUCAAUGGUGCUCACCAAGAUGAAGGAGAUCUCUGAGGCCUACCUGGGGAAGACUGUGACCAAUGCUGUCAUCACUGUACCUGCUUAUUUCAAUGACUCCCAGCGUCAGGCCACCAAAGAUGCAGGCACUAUUGCUGGACUUAAUGUACUGCGUAUCAUCAACGAGCCCACUGCUGCCGCCAUUGCUUAUGGGCUUGACAAGAAGGUUGGUGGUGAGCGUAACGUACUUAUCUUUGAUCUUGGCGGUGGCACUUUUGACGUAUCCAUUCUGACCAUUGAGGAUGGCAUAUUUGAGGUGAAGUCGACUGCAGGAGACACACAUCUUGGUGGUGAGGACUUUGAUAAUCGGAUGGUCAAUCACUUCAUUGGGGAAUUCAAGAGGAAAUUCAAGAAGGACAUCACGGACAACAAACGGGCCGUACGACGACUGCGCACUGCCUGUGAGAGAGCUAAACGCACCUUAUCCUCAAGCACCCAGGCCAGCAUCGAGAUCGACUCCCUCUAUGAAGGAGUAGACUUCUACACAUCCAUUACUAGAGCUCGGUUUGAAGAGCUCAAUGCUGACUUGUUCCGUGGAACUUUGGAACCGGUGGAGAAGGCACUGCGGGAUGCCAAGCUGGACAAAGCCCAGAUUCAUGACAUAGUGCUAGUCGGGGGUUCCACUCGGAUUCCCAAAAUUCAGAAGCUCUUGCAAGACUUUUUCAAUGGAAGAGAUCUCAAUAAGAGUAUUAACCCAGAUGAAGCUGUGGCAUAUGGUGCAGCUGUCCAGGCUGCUAUCCUUGCUGGAGACAAGUCUGAAAAUGUGCAGGACCUCUUACUGCUGGAUGUUACUCCUCUGUCUCUGGGCAUUGAAACUGCUGGGGGUGUAAUGACAGUUCUGAUCAAGCGGAACACCACAAUUCCAACCAAGCAGACACAGACCUUCACCACCUACUCGGACAACCAGCCUGGUGUGCUCAUCCAGGUGUUUGAAGGUGAGAGAGCAAUGACCAAGGACAACAAUCUCCUUGGGAAGUUUGAGCUGACUGGCAUUCCUCCGGCUCCAAGAGGAGUCCCACAAAUUGAAGUCACUUUUGAUAUCGAUGCCAAUGGAAUCCUCAACGUGUCGGCAGUUGACAAGAGCACAGGAAAAGAAAAUAAGAUCACUAUUACCAACGACAAAGGUCGCCUGAGCAAAGAGGACAUUGAGAGGAUGGUGCAGGAAGCAGAACAGUACAAGGCUGAAGAUGACGUACAACGAGAGAAAGUGACAGCUAAGAACUCGCUCGAGUCACUGGCCUUCAACAUGAAGAGCACGGUAGACGAUGAGAAGCUCAAGGACAAGAUCAGUCCAGAAGACAAGAAGACAAUCAUUGACAAGUGCAAUGAAGUCAUUGCUUGGCUUGAUAGAAACCAGAUGGCUGAGAAAGAUGAAUAUGAACACCAACAGAAGGAACUGGAGAAGGUCUGUAAUCCCAUCAUUACCAAACUCUACCAGGGAGCAGCAGGUGGGAUGCCUGGUGGAAUGCCAGGGGGCUUCCCAGGAGGAGCUGGAGGCGCCUCAGGUUCCUCUUCAGGUCCCACCAUUGAAGAAGUGGACUAAACAUCAUGGGAUUAUAAAUGGACAAAACACAAAAAUCAAAGUCUUUCAGCCAAAGCUCCACGCAGUCAAGUUUUUCUUGUCAUAUUUGUUUUCCAUGGAAAACCCCUGAAGGUUGUCGGCUUGAAGUGACAAAUGUCAUUAUUUGUCCUUUCACAGUAAAUAAGACACUUUUAUUUGCAAAAGAAAUUUUUGCCUCUCAAUAUUUGAUAGAUAAAGAUUUUGUUCCCACUGGAAAGGUUUAAAGGGCGGUAAUGUAUGUCAUUUUAAAAGAAAAAAAAUCAGUAUAGUUAACAAAUGAUUUCCAUGUUUAAUAUUUCAAUUCACGAUGUCUGUUGCUUUAGUUCUUUUAUGGAGUGAAUGGCUACAUAAAUAAAUGUCUAUAAUAUAAAA